Molecule: messenger RNA, 423 nt
Organism: Aspergillus costaricaensis CBS 115574
Lineage: Eukaryota; Fungi; Ascomycota; Eurotiomycetes; Eurotiales; Aspergillaceae
Exons: 2
Coding region: 1-423 (140 amino acids)
Source: RefSeq, a predicted model, not a curated record
AUGUCUCUUAUCGGUCAUGUCUUCAACAGAAGCCUCCAAAGAAAUAUCCCGGUGUAUCUCUCUGAGACCGAUCCCGGCUUCACUCGUCUCACCACGGUCAUCGAUCAAAACGUGAAAUUUGCCGCUCUUGCCUUGCUCAAAGAGCGCUUCGAGAGUGGUAGCCUGUUCAAUGAAUCGGACAUGAGGCUGAUGGAACGGGUUACUAUUACUAACCUGUUCCACGGAAGCCCCGGUGAUCCUAACGAGCAUUUGUCUGUUCAAGGUGAAUAUAACAAUGGUAACAUGGUUAAGGGUGGGCAUGCUUCUGUUGAUGCAUCCAAGCAGACAAUAAGGGUUUCACCCACACACACGCUUCCCCUUACCAAUCACAGAAAUAUCAAACACCUGCUAACUGACGCCUACUCCUGCUACUUAGCAAGCUAG